UCAUGAAAUUCGUUUUAGUACACAUUUGAAAAACGUACGUAAACUAUUUGGCGUUAAGGUUCGUUCCGACUUGUCUUCAAGUGUCAUGUAAAAUCUAACCUCAUUUUUUGUAAUCAAAACAAAAUUCGACCAAAAUGAACCAACUAGCGCGAAACGUAAUAUUUUCAGUGAAAAUUUCGCAGAAAACAAGAACAAUUGCCAGUUUGGUGCCUCGAAAAACCCUAACGAACCAUGAGACUAUUAGACUGUUUAAAAAUUUACCCGCUCAAACCACAUUUUCUGCGAAAAGUAGUUUAAUUGCCACACAAACGGUUCGAUUUUCAUCAGAUGCAACUGAGAUUACUCAGCUGGACUAUGAACACUUUUGUGUGGAAACUUUGGAUGGUGUUUGCGACUAUAUCGAGGAGCUGAUUGACAGUAUCAAUCAUUUGACCACGGCGGAUGUUGUGAAUAAGGAUGGUGUUCUGACUGUUAGCCUUGGAUCAACGUAUGGUACUUAUGUCAUCAAUAAACAAUCACCGAACAAACAGAUUUGGUUGAGCUCGCCCACCAGCGGUCCCAAGAGAUUUGAUUUUGUGUAUGCAAAAGACGGCAGCAAAUUGGGUUACUGGAUUUACAAGCACACCGGAGAAACGUUGCACGAGCUUCUCGACAAGGAAUUCACUGAAAUUACAAAAACUCAAACCGAAUUUCAAUCAUUGCCAUUUGGCUCGAGGUGCUAAAAUAAAAUUCGAUCGUUUCUCUACAAAUUUGUGAAUGUUUUUAUUUGUUGAAUAAGUCUCUUUUAGAAAUAAAUUGAUUGUGAAUAGUGAACAUGGUUCAGCCCUUAACAGAUAUCUGAUCUAACAAAUAUAAAAAUGACCGCUACAAAACAAUCUC
This is a messenger RNA of Sitodiplosis mosellana (orange wheat blossom midge), 879 nucleotides long. It is a transcript of the gene fh, whose product is annotated as frataxin, mitochondrial. Bases 135 to 722 code for a protein of 195 amino acids. Gene Ontology annotation, cellular component: mitochondrion. Gene Ontology annotation, molecular function: iron chaperone activity; ferric iron binding; 2 iron, 2 sulfur cluster binding. The record is from RefSeq and is a predicted model, not a curated record. Gene Ontology annotation, biological process: iron incorporation into metallo-sulfur cluster; intracellular iron ion homeostasis. NCBI's taxonomy places the organism in Eukaryota, Metazoa, Arthropoda, Insecta, Diptera, Cecidomyiidae. The transcript is spliced from 2 exons.